Messenger RNA from Perca fluviatilis (European perch), 2934 nucleotides. It is a transcript of the gene aftpha, whose product is annotated as aftiphilin a. Gene Ontology annotation, biological process: intracellular transport. Bases 283 to 2553 code for a protein of 756 amino acids. The record is from RefSeq and is a predicted model, not a curated record. The transcript is spliced from 8 exons. Gene Ontology annotation, cellular component: trans-Golgi network membrane; AP-1 adaptor complex. Lineage: Eukaryota; Metazoa; Chordata; Actinopteri; Perciformes; Percidae. Gene Ontology annotation, molecular function: clathrin binding.
UGUUAGGCAUGGGAAGUUUUGGGAGAGCCAGAAACGGAACUAACGGAAAGCCGACCUGCCACCGCGGUGCAUGCUGGGUGAUAUUCAGGCAGGGUUAGGUAGCGGUAGCAGCCGGCUGACUCAACCUUCAGUUUCUGCUUCAGUUUCAGCCGUCCUGCUCCCUUCUGCUGCCUCAAUCCGACAACAUAUGGACGGCUCUGUCUUUAACUGAGUCAUGGACAUCAACGGACCACAUCUCACGGUGUAGCCAGGAGGACCCGUGUCGAUUUGUGCCGGAGCGCCAUGGAGCCCGACGUGAUCCGCAUGUACUCGUCGUCUCCGCCGCCGAUGGAGGACGCCGCGGAGGAAGACGACAACGAGUUCGGGGACUUCGACACCUUCUCCGGCGUCCCGAACAGCAUCAGCUUCACGGAGUUCGACACCCCGACCACUUUCAACCAGACCCAGGCCCUGACGGCCACCUCGCCGCCCGAGCUCCUCCUGCUCAACAACGGGCUCGCCCGUCGCCACGGCGGCGGCGGCUCGGCUAACGGAGCAACCCGCGCCCCGAGCGGCGAGCCGUCCAAGGCUAACGGCGUUGCGUUGGGCUGCCCCCCUGAAAGAACUGCCGAAACGAAAAGGGCUCUCUCCUCCUCAGGCCCUCUGGGUUUCUCCGUGAGCGACGCCGCCACGCCCGGCGUGGAAGAGCGCAACGGCGGAGACGCCGCGGAGGUGCUAACGAACGGGUUCGCCACCUCUGACGUUCAGGGAAGCCCCUCCUCCUCGCAGAACUCUGUCCACUCGCAUAUAAAAGAAGGAGCGUCCACAGAGGACACGGGCAGCAUUCCCGAGGACGAUUUUGCAGACUUUGCCGCUUUUUCCGACGCCGAAGGACACUGUAGUACAGAACGGGGAACGACUUCAGAGGACGAUGUCAGGGACACAAACAGAACUGGACCCGACGAGUCCGGCGGCGCCGAUUCUGUCGUGUCGGUCUCGGCCGCCGAGGCUCGGGGCGGCUCGCGCACGGACGCCGAUGCCGAUUCGGGGCGACAAAGGGACGUAGCCUUCGCGCAGGAGCGCUUAGCCUCGGAGGGAGCGUGUGCUAACGGGCCGGUAGCGCUGAACGGGGCGGACGCGGCCGAUUCCGGAGACGCGGCGUGCUGCUACGGCGAGAAAGACCUCUCGUCGCCGGACGCCGCCGGGACGCCGUGGGACGGGAAGGGCUCCGGUAACGAGACGGAGACGGAGACGGAGACGUCGCUGGGCCGGCCGCUGUCCACGGACGCUCUGGAGGAGUUCGGAGACACGAGCACCACCGGCUCGGCGCCGUCUCCGCUGCUCCUCCACGGCGAGACCGCCACGCCCGGCGACCACAGCCAGCUGGCGGAGGACGACGACGACGACGAAGAUUUCGGGGACUUCGGAGAUGCGGGCGCGUUCGGCGCCGGUCAGGGCUUCGCGGACUUCGAGCGGCUGGACGUUCAGCGGGAGCAAACCGGGCCGGGCAAUGCCGGAAAAACGCCCGAGGAGGAGGCGAGACUUCCCGUCAGCGACAGUUUCGGGAAUUUCAGCUCGGCGCCGGCCGGAGACGGCGGCGCGCAGGGGUGGGCAGCGUUGGGCGAAAGCAGCAGGCGGACGGACGGAGAGUCCUGGAGCGGCGUUACGCGCAGGAGACAAGUGUUUUGCGCUUCCGCCCGGGAGAAGAGGCGGGAAGGGAGGAGGAGGUUAGAGGAGGAAGAGGAGGAGUGGCAUCAAAGUGAACAUCCUGCAGUCAGCGAGGAAACCAGCACGACAGACAGACAGUCGGUAAGAACUGCUCCGACUGGGAAGGUUUUUGUAGUAGUUUUGAGUAGGGGUCCAGGGCAGGGCAAGGGCCAGGGCAGACCAGGGCCAGGGCAGACCAGGGCAGACCAGGGCCAGGGCCAGGGCAAGGGCCAGGGCAGACCAGGGCAGACCAGGGCCAGGGCAGACCAGACCAGGCCAGACCAGGGCAAGGGUAAGGGCCAGGGCCAGAGCAGACCAGGCCAGACCAGGGCCAGGGCCAGGGCAAGGAUUGCCACCACUUUGCUGGUCAUGGUCGACAGCGACCCCAGCCGCGGGCCAAGACUGGCGGUGCGCAGCGGGAUGAAGGUCCAAACGGUACCCAGCCCUGUCUCUCUCUCUCUGUUUGUCUCUGCUGGGUCUCUCAGGUCGGUGCGUGGCAGCGUGUGGACGCAGCUGCAGGACAUCCACGAGGCGCUGGGCCUCAGAUACCAGUGGGGGGGCUCCUACUGCAACAAAGCACUACUCUGCUGCCUGGGCAUCGACACCCGGAACAUUCUGUUCACGGGGCAGAAGAAGCAGCCGGUCAUCGUGCCCAUGUACGCCGCCAGCCUGGGGAUGCUGGAACCAACCAAAGAGCCUGUGAAGCCCGUCUCUGCAGCAGAGAUGAUCGCUUCGAUAGCGCAGGCGCCUCCGGUGGCUCCAGAGAAAAGCUCCUGUCCCUCAGACUCAGUCCAGCAGGAGGCGCUCCCACCCGUCCAGUUCGACUGGAGCAGCAGUGGCCUUACCAACCCUCUGGAUGGUAGGUGACUCCUCCCUCCCAUCCCUCCCUGCCUCCCUCCUUCCCUCCAUCCCUGCCUCCUGCCCGCUCUCGUCUUGUUUCCCUCUUUUCUAACCCCUCGUAGUGUUUCCUGAAAGUCUCUGUACAUGCUUGGGUCACAAAGUCACCAGCCGCUCCUGCUGGUUCACAGCCAAUCAGAGGCCAGACGGAGACACUGGCCCAAUCCCAAAGUCCUGACUCGCAGACUCACGAAAUUCGCGAAGGGUCCUCAGGGUCGUCCCUGUCACAACCUGGCUCAAAGGCCACGACAAAAGAGGGAGCGAGGCAUCGUAAAUCAUCAAAAGUGAUUUUAUUUAACAAAAGAAUGAACUCAACAGAACUUAAAGGUAUAGUGGAGGAUUUUCCCGAAU